AUGUAUCUUAACAAUUCGCUAUAUGCUCCGACGUAUCUCACGCUUCAACGUCAACUUCAAGAGAAUCCGCCUCCAUUUAGACUGAAAUCACAAGCCACGCGACCGAGCGGAAAGGGCAAGCAACACGAUGCGGAGUUUGAUCGCGAACUUGCCUGGGUACAACAAUCACUGAGCGGCACGAAAGACAAGGCUUCGCAACACACCGAGGAAGACGCCGAAGAAGACGAUGACGGAGAAUGUGAGGAUGGUAUUGAAUGUGGCUGUUGUUUUUCAACUUACGAAUUCGACAAAAUGAUCCAGUGUCCAGAUGCACAUCUCUUCUGCAAGAGCUGCAUGAGGUCCUACGCCAAGAAUCUGCUCGGCCAGCAUGACAUUAACAUUAAAUGCAUGGAUCAAAGCGGCUGCAAGCUCGUCUUUGCCGAUUCAGAACUGAAGCGCUUUCUAUCCGAGAAACUUCUUGAGCUGUACGAACGAAUCAAGCAGACCAAAGAAAUCGAAGCCGCAGGUCUGGAGGGACUCGAGGAAUGUCCAUUUUGUGAAUAUAAGGUUGUCAUUGACAACCCCGACGAAAAGCUAUUCCAGUGUGAACGUGAGGAAUGCGGUGCAUUAAGCUGCCGUGCUUGCAAGAAACUCGAUCAUCUUCCGAAGAGCUGCAAAGAGGCCGACGAAGACAGGGGUCUAGACGCAAGACACAAAGUUGAGGAAGCAAUGACUGAAGCCCUAAUGCGGAACUGUCCAAAAUGCAAGAAAGCAUUCAUCAAGGAAGAUGGAUGUAAUAAGAUGCGUUGCCCUACUUGUGGUACACUUAUUUGCUAUGCCUGUCGUCAAGUCAUAACAGGCUAUGAUCAUUUCGACCAUGUAUGUUUGAAUGGUUUUAGCAUUGUAUCUUUUCUAAUCGGUUUAAAUUAG
Messenger RNA from Fomitiporia mediterranea MF3/22, 909 nucleotides. RefSeq lists its product as uncharacterized. The transcript has 7 exons. The record is from RefSeq and is a predicted model, not a curated record. Gene Ontology annotation, molecular function: zinc ion binding. Bases 1 to 909 code for a protein of 302 amino acids. NCBI's taxonomy places the organism in Eukaryota, Fungi, Basidiomycota, Agaricomycetes, Hymenochaetales, Hymenochaetaceae.